AUGGAGUCCAUUGAGAAUAAAGGGCUUUUCAACGAGCUAAACACGAUAAUAACACAGCUCAACCGGAAUGACCUGAUGAAAUAUUUCAAGCUGGACGGGUACAUACGCGUGAACGGGUACUUUAUAUCUCCAUUUUCUCUAAUAAGCAUAAAAAGAGGGCUGAGCGAGUUCCUCAUAUCGUGGGAGAUGUCAGAAGUAGGGUGGAUAUUUACGUUCAAGAACAAGGAGUACGUCCACUUCAAAGGCCUCUUCAGCAGCCAGAUAAAAGAAGGGAAGAUCAUAUAUAUAAAAAUAGACGCGGGCAAGCCAGAGUACAGUUCCCCCGUGUACUACGACAUAAUAGUGCGAUACUUAAAGUGCCUGGAUACAUUCUAUUUCAUGCUGACGGAGGUGGAGGAAGAGUUUGAGAUCUUGACAAAUCCGCUGGGGAGCAGCCGCGGGUGGUUUCCCAUGGCAAGAAGCAGCGGAAAAUAA
Molecule: messenger RNA, 474 nt
Organism: Nematocida major
Lineage: Eukaryota; Fungi; Microsporidia
Exons: 1
Coding region: 1-474 (157 amino acids)
Source: RefSeq, a predicted model, not a curated record